This is a messenger RNA of Galendromus occidentalis (western predatory mite), 909 nucleotides long. RefSeq lists its product as uncharacterized. The coding region runs from base 1 to 909 and encodes 302 amino acids. The transcript has 5 exons. Lineage: Eukaryota; Metazoa; Arthropoda; Arachnida; Mesostigmata; Phytoseiidae. The record is from RefSeq and is a predicted model, not a curated record.
AUGUGCCUCUCCGGAGACCCACCGGUAUCUCUGGAUUUCUGGAGCCUUUCUAAAUCCCCGAGAAUAGACAAAGAGAAGUUCCGACGGGUCAAGAGCACUUUGAUUGUUUACGCGACAGCUUGCGGAAGAUGUCGGUUCUGUAGUCUGAAACAGCGCGUGGAAUCGGCGAUCAAGAAAAGAAGAGAAGAAAAAUCGAUCAUCUUCCUCGAUGACCUCAAUUUCACUCUGAAGGAAGAGGCUCGCAAAGCAUUCAUACGGACCGAGCACAUACGACUCGAGUUCUAUCCCCGGAAGGAACGUACUGAGGGAAUAGUGAGGUCGGUUAAACAGUUGAGUGAAGCUUUCGAGAAAAGCUUCAAGAAGUUCAUGCGGUACAUCCGGUCAAUCGAGAUACUGCGCCGGGUCGCCAACUCCGAUAGGACGGUGUUGGCCCGCAAUUACGCUUCCCUGCACUUCAUAUAUGAGAUUUUACGACGUUCGAAGAACUUCGUACCGCUCUUGGAGUUCGAUCUCGGCUCUGGAUUCCACCACAUGGGUCUCAUCACGAAUUCGGGAGAGAAUCCUCUGCUGACGGAAUUCUUCAGGUCGAUGCUGCCCCUCCUCAAUCGUGUGAAACAACUCAACGUCACCGCCAAGGAGUUCGCCUACCUUCGAGCCUUCAGCUUCUUCAAUCCGCGCGUGAAAGGUCUCAAGAACAAACAAUUGAUAAAAACUCUGUGGACCUUCUUCUGGAACCAAUUGGAGAUCUUGAAGAUCGACCCAGUGGAUUUGAGACGAGACCGAUUCAGCGGAUUGAUGACACUCCCGAGCGAAGUCAGGGUCGUGGCCGAACGACUCCUCUGUUUGAUCAGAGAAAGUAACUUCAUAAAAAGUCCCCUUCUAGAAGAGCUCCUCUCACAAGACGGAUGA